This is a messenger RNA of Petromyzon marinus (sea lamprey), 1660 nucleotides long. RefSeq names its product PAT complex subunit CCDC47-like. The record is from RefSeq and is a predicted model, not a curated record. Gene Ontology annotation, cellular component: endoplasmic reticulum. Lineage: Eukaryota; Metazoa; Chordata; Hyperoartia; Petromyzontiformes; Petromyzontidae. Gene Ontology annotation, biological process: endoplasmic reticulum calcium ion homeostasis. Gene Ontology annotation, molecular function: calcium ion binding.
AGGGAGUGGUUAGUGGCGACGUGACGUCACCAACAGUAGAGUGGGUGGAUAGUCGUGACGUCACGUCGACUGUGCCCGAAGGUCGGCGACUGUGCUCCCCUGCCUGCUGCUGCCGCGACCGUGAUGGCACAAGUGCUGCCACCGCUGCUGUUGCUGCUCCUGGUGCUAUGUCGCCUGGGCCCUGCAUACCACCUCGUCCAGGGGCAGCCCAACGACAACGUCGCAGACUACGACGACAACGACUUUGCCGAGUUUGAGGACGCAGAAGACCAUGACGCAUGGCCCGGCGCUGCUCCAGCGGCCUCGGCUCCGAAGGUGACCCCGGGGUCCGCUCGCGACGACGACGAGGGAGCCGAAGCCUCUCGGGACGAGGACGGCGACGAGGAGGACGACGACGACGACGGGAUCGUGCAGGACGAGCCCGACCUGGACGACGUGGACGAAGGGGACGUGUACGACGAGGAGGAGUUCGAGGGGAUGGACGGUCCGGCCACCCCCAAGCGGCAGGGGGAGCAGCCCCUGCACAUCCGCCAGGUCCCCUUGGGCAUGCACACCGGCUGGGACCGCUACCAGCUGGAGAUCCUCAUGGCAGCCGGCCUCACGGCCUACAUCCUCAACUACCUGUUCGGGCGCAACAAGAACAACCAGCUGGCUCAGGCCUGGUUCAACGCCCACCGCAGCCUGCUGGAAACCAACUUUGCCCUCGUCGGUGACAACGGCACGGACAAAGAGCCGACGAGCACCCUGCAGCUGGCCCAGGAGAACGACCACGUGUUCAGCCUGUGGUGCUCGGGACGGGCCUGCUGUGAAGGGAUGCUUGUGCAUCUCAAGCUGCUGAAGCGACAAGACCUCCUGAGCCUGCUCACCCGAAUGAUGAGGCCGGCAUCCGACAGCAUCCACGUGAGCGUGACGAUGAACGCGGAAGACAUGGAGAGCUUGGUGUUCAUGCUCGGCAGCAAGCGCACCGUUGCCAAGUUCCACAAGGAGCUGGAGGACCUGAGCCACUUUUGCCCGGAGAAGCCCAAGUCCGGCUCGCGCUUCGGUUUGCCCGACUCGGUCGCCAUCCUCAGCGAGAGCGGCGAGGUGUCCGACGCCAUCCUGGACGACCGGAUGGUCACCUUGCUGAAGAACAACGCGGAGAAAAUCGAGUCCAUGCACUUCUCUGAUCAAUACUCGGGAACCAAAAUUGUUCAAGAAGAAGGGCAAGCGGUCAAGCCGCCGGACACCCAGAAGACCCUUUUGUUUACAUUUAACGUGCCAGGGAACGGCAGGAGCUCCACCCAGGACAUGGAGGCGAUGCUGCCGCUCAUGAGCAUGGUCAUCUACAGCAUCGACAAGAUGAGGAAGAUCCGGCUCAGCAAGGAGGCGAAGCAGAAGGCGGACCGCAACCGCUCGCACGUGGCCGAGCUCUACCAGAGGCUGGGCCACGCGCAGAGGCAGGAGGCCGCGCAGACGCGGCGCGAGGAGAAGCGCCGUGCGGAGAAGGAGCGCAUCAUGAACGAGGAGGACCCCGACAAGCAGCGCCGCCUCGAGGAGGUGCAGCAGCGCCGGGAGCAGAAGAAGAUGGAGCGGAAGCAAACCAAGAUGAAGCAGCUAAAAGUGAAGGCCAUGUGAUGGAGGUGGCAGAGAGAGGUAGGAAGAGAGAGGGUGGAAGAGAGAG